GUUUUUGAUAUAUAAACAGAUUCCGAAUUAGUUUGUAUUGAAGGUCAUAUAGGGCCUAUAAAUGCAUUAAUUCAUUUAGAAGAAUGCAAAUUAUUAAGUGGUGGAAACGAUAAAACAAUAAGGCUUUGGGAUUGGGAAAAAGGGAGUUAAAUUUAAGCUUUUUAUCAUCAUGAUAAACCAGUAAGAGCUUUAUUGAAAUUAGACGAAGAUCUAUUCGCAUCAGGAGGAGGGGAGAAGAUAAUAUAUAUAGUAUCUAUAUCUUAAAAAAAAGUAAUUAGGUAAUUAAAUGAAUGCUCGGAUACUAUUUUGAGCUUAGAAAAAUUAAAUGGGGAUACUCUUGCUUGUGGGACAGCUAAAGGAGUAAUUGGUAUAUAUAAUUAUACUGAAAACAAAUGCUUAAAUUUACAACCUUUACAUAAUGGAGCCGUAAAGGCAUUGGUUUAUAUGAAGGAUUAGCAAAAAUUAAUUUCUGGAGGUGAUGAUUCUUAUAUAAAUAUUCUCAAUUUAGAAACUGGGGAACAUUUGAAUAAACUUAGCGGACAUCAUGGGGCAAUUUCUUGUCUUUUGCUUUUAAAUUCGGGGUCUAUUUUUGCCUCAGGAGGAUGGGAUGGAUAAAUUAUUCUCUGGGAUUUGGAAAGAAGGGAGUAAAUUAUUUCUAUUAAAGAGAAUGAAAAUUUCGUUUUGUCUAUAAUUUAUAUGAACGAUGGAAAAAGUAUAGUCUCAGGCGGUUCUGAUAAAAUGGUUAAAGUUUGGAUGAUGAAAUAAUAGGCUACUCUUGAAGAGCUAUCUGCUGAUUUGAAAUCUUUUAAUGGGUAAGGGAUUAUUCAUACAGAAGGUAAUUAGAUUGUACUUUCCACACCGAAAAAUGGAAAAUGUACUGCUUGUUAAAUUUAUUGA
This is a messenger RNA of Ichthyophthirius multifiliis, 897 nucleotides long. RefSeq names its product WD40 repeat protein. The transcript has a single exon. Gene Ontology annotation, molecular function: protein binding. The record is from RefSeq and is a predicted model, not a curated record. The annotation marks the transcript as partial. NCBI's taxonomy places the organism in Eukaryota, Ciliophora, Oligohymenophorea, Hymenostomatida.